This is a messenger RNA of Durio zibethinus, 2998 nucleotides long. The record is from RefSeq and is a predicted model, not a curated record. NCBI's taxonomy places the organism in Eukaryota, Viridiplantae, Streptophyta, Magnoliopsida, Malvales, Malvaceae.
UGCAAAAUGCUUGCUUCUUGUAUCUUUUUUGUUUUCUUUUCAUAUUUAACAAUAUAGAUUUUUUAUUUAAAAAAAAAAAAAAAACCAAAUAGAUUUAUUAAGAGAGCAGGUAAAAGGUACAAAUGUGAAGUACUAGGUUUCUGUAACAGGUCAGGCCCUAGCUCCAAACCUAACCCUUGCUUUAGGUCUCGGAAACUAAAAGCAAGUGUGAAACAGAGACAAAACACCGUUUCCUAGUAUUUUCAUCCCUCAUUUUUUCACUUCUAGUGUCGUCUGUGGGGGCCAUCAUCCUUUGAGCACUACCUUUGAAAAAGCUCCUUUCGAUCGGGGCGUUACAUGGAAGAACCUUCAACGAAGCACCAAAAAAACCUCUUUAUAAAGCAUGGAGAGGACUUGGAAAACUUAAAGCUUUCAACUGAACUACUCACUCUUAGUGAAAGCUUGUUGUUGUUGCUGAGUCUUCCUCUUCAUUUCACUUUUCUUUCACUUGUCUCAAGCAUAUAUCCUCACAAACGUUUGUUUCUCACUGCUUCUCUUAGGAAAAAAUGAGUCUAUAUGAUGAGGAUGUUGCUUCAGGGAGCAAUGGAGUACUAACAGUAGCCAACGGAACGGCCAUCUAUGAUGAUCCUCGAUCACUGGGAUCACUGUCUCUCACGAGGCAAGAUUCGUUCAUUGUGCAAGAAGUAGAAGAAGAAGUAACAGUCCAAGCUCCCAUUAUUUCGCAAUACAAUCACCAAAUUCGACCUUUGCUUGAUGCCAUUGACAGGCUCAGGCUACUAAACGUCAUGAAAGAAGGCAUACAACUCCCCACAAUUGUUGUAGUUGGGGAUCAGUCAUCAGGGAAGUCUAGUGUUCUUGAAUCACUUGCUGGUAUUAGUCUUCCUCGAAGUCAGGGUAUUUGUACCAGAGUACCCCUCAUAAUGAGGCUGCAAAGUCAUCGAAGUCCAACGCCAGAGCUUCACUUGGAAUACAGUGGCAAGCAAGUUCCUGUAGAGGAAUCCCACAUCGCAGCAGCCAUAAAUCUUGCAACUGAUGAGAUUGCAGGCAAUGGUAAGGGCAUAUCCAACACCCCACUUACUUUAGUGGUGAAAAAGGCUGGGGUUCCCGAUCUUACCAUGGUUGAUCUGCCUGGAAUAACUAGAGUGCCUGUUCACGGACAGCCUGAAAAUAUCUAUGAGCAGAUCAGAGAUAUUAUCAUGGAGUACAUUACACCCGAGGAAAGCAUUAUCCUCAAUGUUUUGUCUGCAACUGUGGAUUUUUCCACCUGUGAAUCCAUUAGAAUGUCACAGAUAGUGGACAAGAACGGUGAGAGAACUCUUGCUGUGGUUACCAAGGCUGAUAGGGCCCCUGAGGAGCUUCUUGAGAAGGUGAGUGCUGAUGAUGUUAAUAUAGGACUUGGUUAUGUUUGUGUUAGGAAUCGUAUUGGUGAUGAAUCAUAUGAAGAAGCAAGGAGGGAAGAGGCUAGAUUGUUCCAGACUGAUCCACAUCUGUCUAGGAUUGAUAAAUCAAUUGUAGGUGUUCCAGUGUUGGCCCAAAAACUUGUUGAAAUUCAGGAAAGAAUUAUUGCAAGGUGCUUACCUGUGAUGGUGAAAACCAUUACUGACAAGCUGAAUGCAAAUGUUUCAGAGCUGGAAAAAAUGCCCAAGGUUUUGACCUCUGUUGCAGAUGCCCUGACAGCUUUUAUGAGGAUCAUUGGAGCAGCCAAAGAAUCCCUCAGGAAACUUCUUUUGAGAGGGGAAUUUGAUGAAUACCCUGAUGAUCGUACCAAGCAUGGUACUGCUCGUUUGGUUGAAAUGCUUAACGAGUUCUCUAUUGAGCUUCACAACUCUGAGGAAACUGAACCGACAAAAGACUUUUUAGUAGAGGAGAUCAAGGUUUUGGAAGAUGCUAAAGGAAUUGGACUACCAAAUUUCCUUCCUCGCAAUGCAUUCCUUCGUAUCCUGCAGAGAAAAGUUGAUCACAUUUCCAUUAUGCCCAUUGAAUUUGCUGAAAAGAUUUGGAGCUACAUAGAUAAAGUGGUGACCUCUGUUUUGACGCGCCACUCUGAAAUAUAUUACCAGCUUAAAGGAUCUACAAAGAGAGCAGCUCAUAAUCUCGUUGAAAAGAUGAGAGAGCAGUCCAUCAACAGGGUUAAGGAGAUCGUGCAGAUGGAGAAGCUAACGGAUUAUACUUGUAAUCCUGAUUACAUGUUGGAGUGGACUAAGCUCAUGACUCAACAAGAAAAUUUCAUCAGGAAUGUAAAUUCUAUUCUAAACCAGUCGUACGGGACUCCUAGGGUGAGUCUUGAAGGUUUUGGGGAUAUUGAAGUUGAGCAUCUCAGGCAGCAUCCCAAUGUUGUGCAGCAAGCUUUCGACCUGAAGAUGAGAAUGACUGCAUACUGGAAGAUUGUUCUGAAAAGGUUGGUUGAUUCCAUGGCAUUGCAUUUGCAGUAUUCUGUUCAUAAUCUUGUGAAUAAUGACAUUGAGGAGAUUGUGAAUGAGAUGAUGGAGCCAGAUGGACGUGGAAUUGAAAUGAUGUUGGUGGAAUCUCCUGCAAUUUCUGGAAAGCGAGAGAAGCUGAAAAGGAGCAUCAAACUGUUGAAGGAGUCCAAAGAUGUGGUGGCCAAGAUCAUGGACAGGAUUGCUGGUUAUGAUGAUUAGGUGCUUAGUAUCUUAAGGUUUGCUUUCUUUUGUGUUUAAUGUGUAAUGAACUUAUCUAAGUGAAGUUAUAAUAUUUAGUAUCUUAAGGUUUGCUUUAUUUUGUGUUUAAUGUGUGAUGAAUUUAUUUAAGUGAAGUUUAUAAUAUUACCAUGCAUUAUUGCUUUCAAUUUAUCAAGGAUGUUUUUUUUCUGGGAAUUCUUACACAACUAAAAAGCAGAUAAACUGCAAGAAUUUCAAUUAGAUAUGAAAAUCCAUUAAAAGUAAUGCUUGGUGAAAAAAGCAGUGUUCAAGAAAUAAGAACUUGAAGCUGAAAAGAGCAACAUAAUACCAAAAAAAUAUAAACAAUCAAAACAGCAGUU